Molecule: messenger RNA, 924 nt
Organism: Cygnus olor (mute swan)
Lineage: Eukaryota; Metazoa; Chordata; Aves; Anseriformes; Anatidae
Product: mesoderm posterior protein 1-like
Exons: 1
Coding region: 1-924 (307 amino acids)
Biological process (GO): heart morphogenesis; mesoderm formation; regulation of transcription by RNA polymerase II
Cellular component (GO): nucleus
Molecular function (GO): RNA polymerase II cis-regulatory region sequence-specific DNA binding; DNA-binding transcription factor activity, RNA polymerase II-specific; protein dimerization activity
Source: RefSeq, a predicted model, not a curated record
AUGGCCGGGUCCCCGGCCCCACUCCUGCCCCAUGGCCUGCAGCCCCCGGCGGGACGUGCCCUGCUCCGGCACCGCCUCGGCGGCCUUGCCACUGCCGCCUCCCCAACCCUGUCUGAGGAGCCCCCCAGCGCGUCCCCGUGCCCCCUGCGGGGCCAGAGACCGUGCAGUGGGGCCGAACUGGGGCGAUGGGGGGGCCGCGUGGGCAGGAAGGGUGCCGGGGGUCCCGGGGGCCCACGGCAGAGCGCCAGCGAGCGGGAGAAGCUGCGGAUGAGGCGGCUGGCGCAGGCGCUGCACCGGCUGCGGCACUACCUGCCGCCCGCGCUGGCGCCCGCCGGGCAGAGCCUCACCAAGAUCGAGACCCUGCGCCUCGCCAUCCGCUACAUCGCCCACCUCUCGGCCCUGCUGGGGCUCAGCGAGGAGGCGCUGGCCCGGCGGCGGGGGGCGGCCCCCCGGCACUGCCCCCUCUGCCCCCAGGGCCUGGGCUGCUGCCAGCCCCCGCGCCCUCGGCCGCCCCCCCCGGCACCGGCCCCGCAGGACACUUCGCCCCCCGGCACGGGGGUCUGGGGGUCACCCCCUGUGAUGGAGACCCCCCUGGCACUGCAGGAGGUUCCCGACAUGGGGAUGGGGGCCUGGGGGUCACCCUCCUAUGGUCCGGCGUUGGAGACCCCCCUUCAGCUGCAUGGGACCCCUGGCUCAGUCUCAGGCUCCUGGUCAUCACCGCUGUGCAGCCUCGGAGCAGUGACCCCGCUGGAGCCACCCUGGAGCUGUGCAGCAGCCACAGGCACCGGGACAGUCCCCUCCUGCUGCUUGGAACCCUCAGCCCCUGCCCAGCCUCCCAGGGCAGGAUCGACGGCCACGGGGGGCCCUGGCCCCCCCCCACAUGGCUCCCAGGUACGUAUGACUCCCUCCCCACCCGCAGGCUGA